This is a messenger RNA of Kickxella alabastrina, 802 nucleotides long. Its product is annotated as HAD-like domain-containing protein. The transcript is spliced from 2 exons. Bases 71 to 718 code for a protein of 215 amino acids. NCBI's taxonomy places the organism in Eukaryota, Fungi, Kickxellomycota, Kickxellomycetes, Kickxellales, Kickxellaceae. The record is from RefSeq and is a predicted model, not a curated record.
CAAAGCGCAUUAUUCUUUUUAUUGGCUUGCAACUUGUUCAUUCAAUACUUAUUGUUUAAAAUAAAAAGAAAUGGCAAGCCAAGCACGGCGACUGGCAAACAUCCGGUUGGUCACAUUCGAUAUUUACAACACACUCUACAUGCCAGCAGAGCCAGUUGCCCGAACAUACGCGCGGCCGCUGUGGCGCCAUGGACUGAACAUAGACGAGCACAAUGUUGCCGCUGCAUUCUCUUGUGCCUACAAACAAACCCGCUCGCAGCUUCCCAACUACGGCUGCAAAAUGUCCAUGACCUCGCGGCAAUGGUGGGAGCUGGUGAUUCGGCGCACCUGGAUCGACGUGGGCGUCAACUUAUCUAACCACCCAGAGCUAAAGCCCGAAAUCCCCGGUAUUAAAAUCGGCGUUAUCUCCAAUAUGGACGAAAGCGCCGAGCACGUUUUGAAGCACUUUGGCAUUCGCGAGUAUUUUGACUUUGUUAUCAAGAGCAUAUCGGUUGGAGUCGAGAAGCCUGCUGCUGAAAUCUUCGAAAUGGCCUUGAUUGCGGUUAAUAUUCCAGCGUAUGAUUCGCUUCACAUCGGAGAUAGCUACGAGUUGGAUUACCUGCCAGCGACAAAGGUGGGAAUGAAGGCGUUGCUUGUGCGCAGGGAUACUAAGGAGUCGUUUGACCUGGAGUCGACCAACUCCAUCAACAGCAUUGGAGAUAUCAUCAAGAUGAUAUAGCUUUGUGGGGGUUAGUAUUUUGUUGUGUAAAUUUAGUUAUAAAUGUAUAUUUUUGACUUGAUGGCUUUUGCCAGCUAUAGCUCC